Molecule: messenger RNA, 1385 nt
Organism: Dipodomys ordii (Ord's kangaroo rat)
Lineage: Eukaryota; Metazoa; Chordata; Mammalia; Rodentia; Heteromyidae
Gene: Hsf2bp
Product: heat shock transcription factor 2 binding protein
Exons: 9
Coding region: 265-1269 (334 amino acids)
Cellular component (GO): cytosol
Source: RefSeq, a predicted model, not a curated record
CCGCCGUGCGUGUCCUGCCUUGUGCUCGCCAGAAUCUAGGACGGGUGGCCGCGAGUUGGCCGCCUGGCUGAACCUGACUGCUGAGUGGAACCGUGCUGACCACCCCUUCGAUCUCUUUCUCAUCACAGAGAAUGUGGUGCAAACUCCAGGAGACUUGAGCCUCAAGGCUUUCUGUCUGGACCCAGCGUGGUUGCAGUCCUGCACUUUCUGGCUUGCAGGAGGUCAAAGGAAAGCACGCAGGCACACAGAAACUAGGCUGUGCCCAUGGGCGAGGCAGUCGGUGCUGAGGAGGCCAGCCGGCACAUUGGAACUAAAGAAGAAUUUGUUAAAGUCAGAAAGAAGGACCUGGAGCGGUUGACAACUGAAGUGAUGCAAAUACGGGACUUCUUACCCAGAAUACUAAAUGGGGAGGUACUGGAAAGCUUCCAGAAGUUAAAGAUUGUAGAGAAAAACCUUGAAAGGAAAGAACAAGAAUUAGAGCAGCUGAAGUUGGACUUCGAACACUUCAAAGCCCGCCUGGAAACUGUGCAGGCCGACAGCGGGAAGGAGAGGAAGGAGAAGCUGGCUCUUCGACAACAGCUGAUUGAAGCCAAACAGCAGCUCCUACAACAGGCCGAGUAUUGUACAGAAAUGGGAGCGGCCGCCUGCACCCUCCUGUGGGGUGUCUCCAGCAGCGAGGAAGUUGUCAAAGCCAUCCUGGCUGGAGAAAAGGCUCUGAAGUUCUUCAGAAUCACCGGUCAGACAAUGGAGAGUUUUGUGAAGUCAUUGGAUGGCGAUGUUAAAGAGCUGGAUUCUGACGAAAAUCAGUUUGUUUUUGCACUGGCUGGAAUUGUAACAAAUGUUGCUGCCAUAGCAUGCGGUCGUGAAUUCCUGGUUAAUUCCAGUCGGGUGCUCCUGGACACCAUGUUACAGCUGCUGGGGGACUUGAAGCCAGGACAGUGCACCAAACUCAAAGUGUUAAUGCUGAUGUCCUUGUACAAUGUGAGCAUCAAUUCCAAAGGCUUGAAAUACAUCAGUGAGAGCCCAGGAUUCAUCCCUUUGCUGUGGUGGCUUCUAAGUGAUCCAGAUGUAGAGGUGUGUCUCCAUGUACUGCGGCUCAUCCAGUCUGUGGUUCUGGAACCAGAAGUCUUCUCCAAGUCAGCCACUGAGUUCCGGAACUCUCUACCUCUGCAGCGCAUCUUGGCCAUGUCGAAAAGCCGCAACCCGCACCUGCAGAGCGCCGCCCAGGAGCUCCUGGACGACCUCCACACCCUGGAGCGCAAUGAGUAGGUGCGCUCAGUCCCAGGGGGUCUGGGGACGUGCCUGUGUCCCACUCUCCCCAGUUCCUCAGUGUGUAUCCAAGCCAUCUCCAGGUGCUGUGUGUUAGAGAUGGCCCGGAGGGUGAC